Messenger RNA from Tilletiaria anomala UBC 951, 1462 nucleotides. RefSeq lists its product as uncharacterized. The coding region runs from base 253 to 1293 and encodes 346 amino acids. NCBI's taxonomy places the organism in Eukaryota, Fungi, Basidiomycota, Exobasidiomycetes, Georgefischeriales, Tilletiariaceae. The transcript is spliced from 2 exons. The record is from RefSeq and is a predicted model, not a curated record.
AUGACUCUCCGAUGAUGAGAAGAAGAUAACAUCGCCAUCAUCCUACACGGUUAGAGAGGGUUGGUCCGAGGCAGCACGUUUUCGCAUAACACACUCCGAAGCAGACCCGCCCCAUACAGACUCAGAGUCCCUCUCCUUCGACCAGCGAACGACCCACUGCGCUUCCAACGGUCGUCUCGGGAAGCGCAGCGCCGGUGGACUUUGUAGGCCUGAUUGCACGCGCCGGGAAACAGGCACCCCUACCCACCCACCAUGGCGACUAAGCGCAAGCGCUCCAGCGUGGAUGCGACAGCAGCCUCACAGCUGGCAUCGGGGCAGCCGCCGUUCAAGCAAGCACACUUUGCCACUGCUCCUAGUCCGUCAUCCACAGCCGCAUUCACUCAGACGGGAACAUCGAAUGACGCCGCGUCGUCUCGUCUAGCGCAGGCGCAAGACCCAGCGGUCUUGGAGGCACGCGACAAUCUGCGCGGCUGGAUCCGCCAAGCUCGGCAGCUGCAGGAUCAGAUCAAGGACACAGACACUCACACGAUCGCUGCCGCCAAAGUGCAGCACCAGGAUGGACGGCUCGCAAAAAGAACUUUGCAGCAUUCACUUCGUCGGAAGCAUCUUAUUGACUGGUCCGCGCAAGAUCUCAUCGCGUUUGCCGAUUGGGCCAGUCCGCCCAAAGUGACUGUCAAGGGCAGCAGUGCAGCCGGCCACCUUGGUCUGCUGAACCAGCCACGACCCGUUGGCGCUUGUGUUUCCCUUUGCGUUUACCUGCCUGAAAAAACAAGCCCAUCGGCCAAGGCGACAGAUCAGCAAGACGGUACAGGGACAGACGCGAAAAUCGACGGAGAGUGCCAGCAAAAAGGCCCAGCGCCUACACAUAGACACCCUCGCUACGCUCAUCGCCUCUUCCCACCUUGCCUCACAUCUAGACAGCAUCAGCCACAACAGCAUGAUCAGCAGCAGCAACAGCAACAGCAACAGCAGCAACAACAGCAACUGCUGCUAUGCCCACAGCCCCAACAACAACCAUUGAAUGACGACCCAGGCUCACAACUUUUCCACCCUGCUCAUCUCGGCAAGCCAAAGUUGGUCAGCUUUAGUCCAUCCGGAACGACGCUGGUCGCCUACUUUCCACCCGCACACGGCAGCUCGACUGCGGACGACUCCGCCGAGCCGGUAUGGGGGCUCGGGCGACUCUGCAUCUGGACACAGGCUCCAACACGAGCACUAAACGACUGGAAACUGGGCCAGCAGUUCAUCUGCAACGUCGGAGCUCUCAGCCGCCGGCGAGCAACGGCGCAGUAGAACAGUAGCGCGUGGCCCCCAGUUCCCAUCUCGGCAGGUGACCGUCCCCCCGUCGUCCCACUCGGCCUCUUCCUCCAUUUUCCUUUCAUCUGCGCACGCGCCGCGAGCAGCGGCUACUACUACAAGCGAGGAACAAGCAUUUAUCCUCAUCGGAAGUAGUGGUCGCGCC